GUCAAUAGCGUCUCGUGAUUCAUUCUGAAACGAUCGAGCUGUUUGUCCCAAUGUUCUGAUAUCAGGAUCGGCUAGGUGGGAACAUGCCGCCCCCCCUCUCCUUACAAGUGGUGUGGAAGUGGCCCUGAAAGUGUCGACUUAUCUCUCCCAAUAUGAUUCACUAUGAGGCUUAACUUUGUUGUUACACAUUACUCUUAGUGCUAACCCCGCACUCUCCCCAAAGUCUAGUAUUCGGGAAAAACAGAGAUAAGAGAUCACCAUAACUCUCGCUAAUCAUUGUCUUUGGGGAACACUUGAGCGAUUGUGACCAUCGUGUUAGGAACAUCAUGUUGAAGUAUGGGGGCUUCAAAAUGAUUCGCAGUUUCUAUCAAACCUUGGACGUGAUCUCCGAAAAGGUGGUCAAGUACUCCUUGGUACAUGGCCAUCAAAGUGACAAAUUGAAAAAGGCCAAUGAUUUUGAAAACUGCGCCCAUGUGUGUGAGAUCUUGUGGAAAGCACGGAAAAUCGAAUUGGAGGAUCCGCGAAAACAGAACUUUAUGUUAAGGCACGAAUCAUACACUCAUCCGAAUGUUAUCUUCGAGGACGGGGUCACGCUCUUGACACUAACUCCCACCCACGCCAUUUUCGCCAAAUGCCCCGAAGACAUCGAUGUUCAUGCCCACUCCACGGGGCCGUUUUUUUAUAUCAACCAAUUCAAUCACUGCAAGCAUCUGAUCCUUAUACCUUUGAACCUUUUCAUUGCGCUCACCAAUGACGUGGAUGCCCUGCCCUUCAAUCCGGAGUCGGUCAGCUAUGUGCUUCUCUCUAACACGGGUCGAUGCGGUUCAACUCUGCUCACGCAACUAUUCGAGGACAAAGUAAAAAACGCGGUCGCAAUUUCGGAACCAGAUUUUGUUAUGGCCAUGGUGACCAAUCAUGAAAAUAUCAAUUAUGCCUUCCGCCAAAAACUGAUCCGAGGUUGCGUUUUCGCGCUGACGGCCUCGGCGAUUCGGCGAUUCAAGCACGAUAAUCCAAAAAAUCAGCACUAUAACGUCCUUAUCAAACCUAAAGCUCACGGGAUAGCACUAACCCCUGAGCUCGCGCAGGCUUUUCCCUCAAUGAAGCAUCUCUAUCUAUAUCGUCAUCCCAUCGAAUAUUACAAGUCACUGAAGGCUGUUUACAGAGCCCUAUUGCAUCCGCUGGUCGACAUCUUGAUGAUGAAGCUCUCUAUAAAAAUGGAGCAAGAUGAGUUUAUCUUGAGUCAAUUUCCAUUCGCCAAUCGAUCGGACACUAAUGAGCAUCUCCAAUUGAUGAAGGGUGCACUGAACGCGUAUUCGAGCAAGCAGAAAACGGUCCUUCUCAUAGGCCUUUACGUGGCCAAUCUUCUGAGUAUCAAACAUCAGGCUAAAGAGUUGGGAAUUGACUUCAAAGUCAUCAGCUUCCAGGAGCUGAAAGACACUCCAGAAAUUGUUUUCAAAGACGUUAUCGACUUUUGCGGAAUCGCGAUAAACGAAGACGCCAACUUUAAAGCACUGCCUGAUUCGGAUAGUCAGCAAAACUCGGUUCUCAGUCGAUCAAAUCUAUCUAAUUAUCAGACACCAGUUACAGACCAAGAGAAGAAGCUGAUUGACGCGCUUCUUCAGAUUUGCCACUUACCUUCAAUCUUGGAGUUUUCAAAUCACAGUCUGGAGUUUCAAAAGCAACUCCAGCUCUAAUCGCAUUCACUCCAAGGGUCUCAUGGGACAUCUACGUCUGAGCUGGAAUGUGGAUCCAGAUAUGUCCCAGAAAAAAGAAAAUUGUGAAAACCAAAGUUGUGUUAACAACCCUCUUACCAACUCACGAGAUGUGAUUACCUUACUCAUACAGUAGUUUUCCAAAUCACCUCUGUUGCCUGUCAAUCCCCCAUAACAUUUGUUUCGAGUACAUCGUGUUAUAUUUCUGAACAGUUAGUUUUAUAAGCCUA
This is a messenger RNA of Tigriopus californicus, 1942 nucleotides long. RefSeq lists its product as uncharacterized. The transcript has 2 exons. The record is from RefSeq and is a predicted model, not a curated record. The coding region runs from base 327 to 1694 and encodes 455 amino acids. NCBI's taxonomy places the organism in Eukaryota, Metazoa, Arthropoda, Copepoda, Harpacticoida, Harpacticidae.